Molecule: messenger RNA, 895 nt
Organism: Sinocyclocheilus grahami
Lineage: Eukaryota; Metazoa; Chordata; Actinopteri; Cypriniformes; Cyprinidae
Product: NTF2-related export protein 2-like
Exons: 5
Coding region: 213-644 (143 amino acids)
Biological process (GO): nucleocytoplasmic transport
Source: RefSeq, a predicted model, not a curated record
UAGGUUUCCGGCGGAACAAUAAUCGUGAACACACAUCUCAGCACAUUUUUCUCAAUGUAGAAUUAUAUAACGUUAUAUAUAAGAGUAAGAGAGCAUAAUUCUGAUAUUGUUUUACACGCAAUAUCAUCCUUUUCAAUGUGGGCAUAAACUACGAUUACAGUAGUUUGGCUAUCAAACUGUCACAACGACUGCACAUCACAAACAGUGACUUCAUGGCUUCAACGGUGGACUUCAGGACUCUGGUUGAUCAGUCAUGCAGAUACUCGGACGAAUUCGUCAAUAUCUAUUAUGACUGUAUGGACAAGAGAAGAAGGAAUUUGACGAGGCUGUAUCUGGACAAAGCUACUCUAGUGUGGAAUGGAAAUGCAGUCACAGGUCAUGAUGCUCUCGGCGAGUUCUUCGAGUCUCUUCCUUCCAGUGAAUUUCAAGUGCAAUCUCUUGACUGCCAGCCUGUGCACGAACAAGCAACUCAAGGCCAAAUGACUUUGGUGGUGGUUACAGCUGGCUCAGUGAAAUUUGAUGGAAACAAGCAGAGAUACUUCAACCAGAAUUUCUUAUUAACUGCUCAAGCCUCUCCUAACAGCGACCAGCCCGUAUGGAAGAUUGCAAGCGACUGCUUUCGCUUUCAAGACUGGGCAAACUGAAUUGCAGCUUCAGAUCUUUUGUAUAGCUUUUUUUCAUUUUUGUAAACUCGUUGCAAUUUAAUAUGAUCUGUAAAUAAAACCCAUUGACAAUUAAACUGUUUCUACUAUGGAGUACCACACAAUUGGAGUAGAAAACGAUUUUAAUUGUCCUCGGCGAAUAUAACAUGCAGUGAACCACAAUAAAUAAGCAUCAUAGAACAUUCUACAAGCGAAUUCACAAUUUAUCAAUGCAAACAUUUGACUGCUGUAUA